UUUCGCUCCUUUUCCCUCUUUUACCACAAAAGAUAUCGCGCAAUCACGAGCGCAUACUAUCGCGGGGCAGUUGGCGCGCUCCUUGUUUACGAUAUCACUCGCCAUAUAACGUUUGAGAAUGUCGAGAGAUGGCUGAAGGAGCUCAGGGAUCACACCGAAGCCAACAUCGUCAUCAUGCUCGUCGGGAAUAAAGCCGAUUUACGACACCUUAGAGCUGUCCCCACCGACGAAGCUAAGGCUUUCGCAGAGAACCAAAAUACUUUCUUCAUGGAAACAUCGGCCCUCGAAUCAUUGAAUGUCGAAAAUGCAUUCACUGAAGUCCUCACUCAGAUCUAUCAUGUCGUGAGUCGGAAAACAUUGGAUGUCGGGGACGAUCCCGCAGCUCUU
Phalaenopsis equestris is the source of this 387-nucleotide messenger RNA. RefSeq names its product ras-related protein RABA1f-like. Gene Ontology annotation, molecular function: GTP binding; GTPase activity. Lineage: Eukaryota; Viridiplantae; Streptophyta; Magnoliopsida; Asparagales; Orchidaceae. Gene Ontology annotation, cellular component: endosome. The annotation marks the transcript as partial. The record is from RefSeq and is a predicted model, not a curated record. The transcript has a single exon.